AGUUUCAAAUUUUGAAAAACUCUCCAACGUCUCUCUCUCCGCUCCCCUUCCCCAAAUCCGCUCCUUCCCCCUUUCUGCAAAACCCUAAAAUCAAAAAUCAAAUCUUCGAAAUCUCUAAUUCUGAACCAAUUUCACGCUCAUUUUCCCUCUCGUCAUCAUCAAUGGCGCCUCGUAACCAAAAUCGACCUCCCAAUAGCUCUACCAAUAAGAAGGAUGGCGGAGAAGAAAUCCCUAUUGAUAAGCGCCGGAGAAUCGCCGGAGGAGCGAGAUUGGCAGGGCCCACUGCGGCGAGCAGGGCGAGGCAGGUGCUUUCCGCAGUCGGUUCCAACAAUCAAGAUACUGCUAGUGAUACAGUAUCUGUUGCCGAGGUUUCGGAGCAUGUAGAAUUUACAAAGGAGGAAGUCGCAGCGUUACUGAAUGAGAAACCUAAGGGCAAAAAGUACGAUCUUAAGGGUAAUUUGGAGCAAGUUACGGAGUUCAACAAAAAACUCAAGCUUUGUUUAAAAUGGUUUCAAGGAGUUGAACAAAACCUCAAUCAGGAGCAGGAAAAGCUGCGGAAUGCGUUAGAUGCUUCGGAGAACAAAUGCUCGGAAAUCGAGAUUGGGAAGAAGAACAAGGAAGAUGAACUUAAUGCAACCAUUGGCGAGUUAAGACAUAAUUCUGCAGCUUUGGCGGAGAAACUUUCGAGAGAAGAGUCAGAUAAGCUGGACGCGAUUGAAUGUCUUACUAGAGAAAAAGACGCGAGAGUUGCUGCGGAAAAUUUGAAUGCUUCACUUUCACUGGAGCUUGAGAAAACUAGGCAAGAAAAAUUGACAGCUGACCAAAAGGUAGUAUCAGUCAAUGACAUGUACAAGCGCUUGCAAGAGUACAAUACAAGCUUACAGCAGUAUAACAGCAGACUGCAAACAGAUCUUGCAACAGCUAAUACAACGCUUCAAAGAGUGGAGAAGGAGAAAUCCACAAUCGUAGAGAAUUUGGGUACCUUAAGGGGACAUUACACCUCUUUGCAAGAGCAGUUAACAGUCUCAAGGGCCUCCCAGGAUGAGAUUGCAAAACAAAAAGAAUCAUUUAUGAGUGAAGUGAAUCGCCUGCGAGGGGAAUUGCAACAAGUAAGAGACGAUCGUGAUAGGUUGCAUUCACAAAUACAGCUCCUAACUGCUGACCUCGAAAAGUAUAAAGAGGCAAAUGGGAAGUCUGUAGAAACAUUGGAUAACUUAAUGACUCAGUCAAAUGCCUUGGAGGAAACUUGUGCUUCACAAAGGGAGCAAUUGCGUAUACUUCAACAUCAGCUUGCUUCAGCCAAUGAGAAGCUUAAGAUGGCAGAUCUCUCUGUUUCAGAAACUAGAACUGAGUAUGAAGAGCAAAAGGAAAUGAUACGUCAUUUAAGACAACGCUUGGCAGAUGCUGAGCAUCAAAUUAAUGAAAAGGAGAUGUUGAGGAGAAAGCUGCACAACACUAUUUUGGAAUUAAAAGGAAACAUCCGCGUCUUCUGCAGAGUGAGGCCAUUACUUCCAGAAGAUGGCUGUGCUUCAGAUUUACCAUUUAUCACGUAUCCUACCUCGGAUGAAGGACAAGAACAGGGCAUUGACCUCGUUCAAAGCGGACAAAAGUAUGCUUUCACUUUUGAUAAAGUGUUCACUCAAGAGGCCUCUCAGAAUGAUGUGUUUUCCGAAAUAUCUGAGUUGGUGCAGAGUGCACUUGAUGGAUACAAGGUUUGUAUAUUUGCAUAUGGUCAAACGGGGUCAGGAAAAACGUAUACCAUGAUGGGCAGGCCUCAGUCCAUGGACCAGAAGGGGCUUAUACCACGCUCUUUGGAGCAGAUAUUUGAGACUAGCCAGAGGCUCUCAGUCCAGGGCUGGAAGUAUAAAAUGCAGGCAUCAGUACUGGAAAUUUACAAUGAAACGAUCAGGGAUCUGCUAGCACCUACCCGAACAAGUUGGGAUGCAGCCCGUACCGAAAAUGGUGUUCCAGGAAAGCAGUAUGCAAUUAAGCAUGAUGCAAACGGGGACACAUACGUUUCCGAUCUUACCAUUGUUGAUGUCUGCAGCUCAAAAGAGGUUGCUUCUCUUCUGCAUCAAGCUGGUCAAUGCCGGUCGGUUGGCAAGACACAGAUGAAUGAGCAAUCAUCACGAAGUCACUUUGUCUUUACCCUGCGGAUAACUGCACAAAACGCGACCACUGAAAAGCAUGGUGUAUUAAAUCUUAUUGAUCUUGCUGGAAGUGAGAGGCUCUCUAAAAGUGGGUCAACAGGUGAUCAACUGAAAGAGACUCAGGCCAUAAAUAAGAGCUUGUCUUGCCUUGCUGAUGUUAUAUUUGCUUUGGCCAAGAAGGAAAGCCAUGUUCCGUUUAGGAACUCAAAGCUUACAUAUCUUCUCCAGCCUUGCCUUAGCGGCGACUCCAAGACACUGAUGUUUGUCAAUCUCUCCCCCGAACCAUCAUCAGUCAACGAGUCACUCUGCUCCCUCCGAUUUGCAGCGAGAGUUAACACUUGUCAGAUAGGAGUUCCUCGCCGUCAGACAGCUAUAAGAUCGGCAGAUCCUCGAUUAAGCAUAGGCUAAAGACACUAUCCUUUUUCUUCCCUCUCCUUUUUUUUUCUUAACAUCUAAUCUCACAACCACACAUCUCCUGUUGGUUAUAUGUUUACUUGUAAGAAAUAUGUUCCUAGAGUGUAUGGGUUGUAAUCUAUAUCCACAUAAUCACAUGAUGAGCUUGCAUUGGAUUUGUAUAAGCAGCUAUAGGGGGGUUGCAUUAAUUGGUUAUUCUGAUGUAUUGUAAUAUAUUGAAUCCGAGGGUAAAGUUUCCUGCUUGCCUAUAUUACCUGAUUUAAAUGGGUUUCUGCCUUCCUUUUUCUUGCA
This is a messenger RNA of Spinacia oleracea (spinach), 2855 nucleotides long. RefSeq names its product kinesin-like protein KIN-14C. The coding region runs from base 162 to 2558 and encodes 798 amino acids. NCBI's taxonomy places the organism in Eukaryota, Viridiplantae, Streptophyta, Magnoliopsida, Caryophyllales, Amaranthaceae. Gene Ontology annotation, molecular function: microtubule motor activity; microtubule binding; ATP binding. The transcript has 17 exons. Gene Ontology annotation, biological process: microtubule-based movement. The record is from RefSeq and is a predicted model, not a curated record.